AAUGCACAGUGCAAUAUUUCUUUGAAGGCUUGAACCCUCAACAUUAAUAUUACACUACAUUUGUUAUUAGUAUAUUGUAGGUGGGGGACAAAGUGCAAUCCAAGUAAACUUGAGCUCAUACUAUUAUGUUGUCCUUCCACACCUCUUUAUUAGCAACUGCAUAGUACAUGGUAUAUUUUAGCUGUCACUAUGAUCACUGCACCCACCUGCAUUUAUAUAUCGGAUUAAUCCACUUAUGUUAUAGUUUUACUAAACAUGGAAGGACAGAGAGUGAGUCACUUGAGGCUGCUCAUUCUUUUGUUUGCUAUGGCGUUGACAAUUAGUGUCAGUUGUAGUGCUGACAACAGAGAUUUUACUUCUCUAACUCGUCCAGGGGAUGCUGCAAAAAGAAACAAAAGUGGUUAUAACAAUGCUGUGAUGAACAACAAGAGAAACUACGAUGGAGGUGGUGGUGGUGGUAGCGGAAUUGGAGGUGGUGGAGGGUGGGGAUGGGGAGGAGGGGGAGGCGGGUGGUGGGGGUGGGGAUGCAGGAGGCAGGAAAAAUAUAAUGACAGAGGGAGUGUCAAAAAGGGAAACUAUGGUGAUCAUAAUGGUAAAGUGCACAAGAAUGAGAGGGGUGAGUAUAUAAUGGGAGAGUAUGCACAAUGCAUGGGGAGGGGAAGAUGCAGAUGGAGGAGAUUGGACUGCCCUCUUCACUGUGGGGGUGCUUGUUUCUAUGACUGUAAACAUAUGUGCAAGGCACACUGUCGUCGCUAGCUACCUCUCAUACCCUUUUGCUUUGUUUAGUGUGGAUUUCUUUCUCAAUCAUGGUUUUUUGGUUUUACGCCUAGUUUAGUGAUCUGGUUAGAAAGAGUGAUUUCAUGAGACUUCUAAUCUGUUGUUGUCUUUAUAUUUGGUGCUGCGGAGUUUCUUUCAUUUUCUCA
Messenger RNA from Daucus carota subsp. sativus, 923 nucleotides. Its product is annotated as glycine-rich cell wall structural protein 1.8-like. The transcript has a single exon. The coding region runs from base 256 to 756 and encodes 166 amino acids. NCBI's taxonomy places the organism in Eukaryota, Viridiplantae, Streptophyta, Magnoliopsida, Apiales, Apiaceae. The record is from RefSeq and is a predicted model, not a curated record.